Molecule: messenger RNA, 995 nt
Organism: Spodoptera litura
Lineage: Eukaryota; Metazoa; Arthropoda; Insecta; Lepidoptera; Noctuidae
Product: ATP-dependent RNA helicase abstrakt
Biological process (GO): mRNA splicing, via spliceosome
Molecular function (GO): RNA helicase activity; zinc ion binding; nucleic acid binding
Source: RefSeq, a predicted model, not a curated record
AAUACAAAACCUUGUGGUUAAUUUCACAAAACACAAUUUAGUCAUAAUAAUACAUUUCCAAAUAAAAUCUGAUAAUGGAGGAAGAAAAAAAGGAUGAUCCGCCACCGGUUAAAAGGUAUAGACGUGAAGAAAAGUCAUCCGAAUCUGAGGAAGACCUGGAUAACUAUGAACCUUAUGUUCCCGUGAAGGAGCGUAAAAAACAACAGCUAUUGAAGCUUGGAAGAAUCGGACAACUCGCUGCAGAGGCUGCUGCAGAGCCUAAGAGCUCCAGUGAUAAUGAUCCUGAUGAUGAGACAUCCCAAGAAGAAUGGGGUCGACGUUAUAACGUCUCCCUGCUAGACCAGCACUCGGAACUGAAGAGACUAGCGGAGGCCAGGGCCCUGUCUGCAGCAGAGCGGCAGGCGAGGGAGGAAGAACAUAUAUUGGAGAGUGUUGCACAGAGCAAGGCUUUGAUGGGAGUUGCAGAGUUGGCUAAAGGUAUUCAAUACGAGGAACCAAUAAAGACAUCAUGGCGUCCGCCACGCUGUAUCUUAGAGUUACCGGAGGAACGACACGAGAGGGUCCGGAGGCAGCUUAGGAUACUAGUGGAGGGCGACGAUGUACCGCCUCCCAUUAGAACGUUCCAGCAUAUGAAGUUUCCUAAAGGAAUCCUUCGAGGUUUAGAAGCUAAAGGUAUAAAGAAACCGACACCAAUUCAAGUGCAAGGCAUCCCAGCAGUGCUCAGCGGUCGAGACAUGAUAGGCAUAGCAUUCACCGGGUCUGGCAAAACUCUAGUGUUCACACUACCUAUCAUCAUGAUGUGUUUGGAACAGGAGAUCAAGAUGCCGUUCAUCAAAAACGAAGGACCAUACGGUCUAAUAAUAUGUCCGUCCCGAGAACUGGCCAAACAAACACACGACAUUAUACAGCAUUUUGUGAAGCAACUGAAAUUGUGCGGAAAUCCUGAAAUACGAAGCUGUUUGGCUAUUGGAGGUAAGCAUCCGAACUACUUGUAG